AUGAAGUCGAAUACUUAUAUCCAACUUUCGUUCUAUUUAAUAAUCAAUCUUGCUGGUACAUACGCAUUUAUACCACAUCCACUGGUUGCAGAUGUUUUGCUAUCAAGUAGUAGUAUUUCGCAUGCAGAAAUUACUCAGCGUGGUAUCAUUCGUAGUCUAGCUCGUUUCUUUUUUGAUACACGUUUAUUUGCAAAUGACACCAAUGCCACGCUUGUUAAUGAAGAAGCAUAUUUUAAUACAGAUUAUACUAUUGAUGAUCUUUAUGAAUUAGCGCAUCCAGAAUAUAAUGCGUUCGAAGUAACAUCCUGUUCACUUCCAUUAAAAUUUAUUGUUGAUUCUAUAAUGACAGAAAAUGCUCUGGUUGACUUUAAGGAUAGCACACAAAAAGUUGCGGCGGCACAUUAUGAUGGUGAAUCAUUUAUAAACGCCAGCAGACGCAUUCUUCAAUUUAGAGGCAGAAUUAUCAACGCUAUUAGUAAUACCAGCCAAGAUUUAUCUAAUGCACGUGACUUACUUGGGCAAUUGCUUCAUACAUUACAAGAUUUUUAUUCACAUUCAAAUUGGAUUGAAAUGGGAAAAACUGAUAUUAAUGAGCUUAUUGGUUUCAAUGAAACUAUUGGUAUAGUUGCUCGACCUGAUCAACCAACAUGUACAAAUAAUGGAUGCACAAAAAUAGAACACUCUUGUACUCUUUGGCAAAAAAUUACUAUUGGCAACUGUCCACUUGUAUAUUAUGAUUGUCAAAAUAAUAUUUUACCAGAAAUCAAUAAUCAACAAAUACUUACAAGCGGCUAUUAUGCUACUGACGUUAAUGAAAACAACGAACUGCUUCUAAAACCAACAAAUGUUGAAAAAUGUUCUCAUGGUUCAGUACGUGAUGAUUCAUCAAAUAUACCAGCUAUUGGUGGAAUUAAUAAAGAUUCAUAUAGUUUAAUCUUUUCACCUCAUGCAAAUCUUCAUAAACAAGCAGCUGAUCUAGCUGUAAAGGCAACUGAACAAUUUGUCAAUGAUCUACGCCGAGAUAUAGGUGAUCACAAUUUCGAUCGUCUUUUUGUCAUUAAUCCAAGUGGAGAAGAAUGUCACUUCGCAUCAGCUUCCGUCUCUCAAGGAAAACGAUUUCGACUUUUUACACCAAAUCUUUCAGCUCAUGUGAAAGAUAAUUGUCGUUUCUGGACAAAACUUAAAAUAUCGUUCAACAAAUUUGUUAGAACAAUCAAAUCAAUGUGGACUAGUGCCUUGUUUGGAGUGGAAGAUAUCAAUAAACCGACUUAUGACUUUAGUGACAAAGAAGUGGAUGUGACGAAUGUGAAUAAUUCUCGUGCUGCUCCAUAUGCUUUUGGACAAGAAAAGUUCAAACUCAAGAAGCAUAUGAUCCAUCUUGCACGGAAGCGUUGA
Molecule: messenger RNA, 1395 nt
Organism: Rotaria socialis
Lineage: Eukaryota; Metazoa; Rotifera; Eurotatoria; Philodinida; Philodinidae
Source: the annotation of a GenBank genome assembly